GAUAGUCUCCUAAAAUCCUUUUUUCUUAGUUCUUACCUUAUUAAAAUAAAAAAUAAUAAUCAGCGACGGAGUUUUCCAAGCUCAUCUCGACGGCCAUAGCACAGCAGCAAACGAGUUGCGCAGUCGCAGCAACACACCUGAACAACACACGCGCAUUUUCUCUCUCUCUGCGACAGAUUUUCAAUGGCAGCGGCGGCAGCAGCUUCAGCCGCAACCUCAAUCGCCAAACUCGACACCUCCGCCUUAGCCUUGCCUUUCAGACGCCGGAUCUCUCUCCUCCGCCUUACUUCUUCUCCGCUUCCCAUCUCCCAUUCUAGACCUUUGACCUCCUCUCAUUCUUCUGGUAUUAAAGCCCAGGUUGCAACUGCUGAACAAGCUGCUGUUGGUGCAGUGCAACAAGUUGAAUCCCCAGUUGUUGUUGUCACUGGAGCUUCUAGAGGAAUAGGGAGAGCUAUUGCAUUAACUCUGGGGAAAGCUGGUUGUAAGGUUCUUGUGAAUUAUGCUAGGUCAUCAAAAGAGGCGGAAGAAGUAUCCAAAGAGAUUGAGUCCUGCGGAGGUCAAGCGCUUACAUUUGGGGGUGAUGUAUCAAAAGAAGAAGAUGUGGACUCAAUGAUAAAAACUGCUGUAGACGCAUGGGGAACUGUUGAUAUACUGGUGAAUAAUGCAGGUAUUACUAGAGAUGGCCUAUUGAUGAGAAUGAAAAAAUCUCAGUGGCAAGAGGUCAUUGAUUUGAACCUCACUGGGGUCUUUCUGUGCACUCAGGCUGCUGCAAAAAUAAUGAUGAAGAAGAGAAAGGGGAGAAUCAUAAAUGUAGCUUCAGUGGUUGGUCUUAUCGGCAAUGCUGGGCAGGCCAAUUAUAGUGCUGCAAAAGCUGGCGUUAUUGGUUUCACAAAAUCUGUAGCAAAGGAGUAUGCCAGCAGGAAUAUCAAUGUGAAUGCUGUUGCCCCAGGAUUCAUUGCAUCUGAUAUGACAGCCAAGCUCGGAGACAAUAUAGAGAAGAAGAUUCUGGAGAAUAUCCCCCUUGGACGAUAUGGUCAACCAGAGGAAGUUGCUGGACUUGUGGAAUUUUUGGCACUUAAUCCUGCUGCCAGUUAUAUAACUGGACAGGUUUUGACAAUUGACGGAGGUAUGGUGAUGUAAGAGGCUUUUAGGGGCAUCGGAUUAGUGUAACCUGGAUUGCUGGUUAUGGAAGUGUAGAGAGUUGGAAGGAGAUUGGACUAGGUAGUUUCUUUCACUCUGCCCUGAAACUAGAACAGAAUAUAUUAGGAUCUAUAUUGGGUUGCCUUGGAGCAGGAAAUGUGCAGGUUACUCAAGUUUCUCAGAUCCUAAAAUUUCCCCCAUCUAAAAGUUUGUUCUCACUUCCUAAACAACUUUGUUCACUUGGGUUAUGUUUAGUUCGGCAGAGGACAUUGUGAACUUGAAUGAAAUUUCUUCUAUAUUAGUGCAGAUCCGGUUUUCAAGUUGA
Messenger RNA from Beta vulgaris subsp. vulgaris (sugar beet), 1465 nucleotides. Its product is annotated as 3-oxoacyl-[acyl-carrier-protein] reductase 4. The record is from RefSeq and is a predicted model, not a curated record. Lineage: Eukaryota; Viridiplantae; Streptophyta; Magnoliopsida; Caryophyllales; Amaranthaceae. The transcript is spliced from 11 exons. Gene Ontology annotation, molecular function: NAD binding; 3-oxoacyl-[acyl-carrier-protein] reductase (NADPH) activity. Gene Ontology annotation, biological process: fatty acid biosynthetic process. The coding region runs from base 184 to 1140 and encodes 318 amino acids.